AUGUCCCUCUCCGCGCCCUCCAAUAUCGGUUUCGGGGCAUACAUGACCCCCUUCACGCCCCAAAACUAUGGCCGUCCCUCGUCCCCUUUGAACCCCCACGCGGGUUCUUCCUCCCCAAUCACCUCGCCUACGCCCCAAUACGCCUCUCAUCCCCAUCUACCAAUGCACCACUACUUCCCUGCACCUCCUUCGGCCGAGGCUGGGCCUUCUCGACCUCUCCAGCGACCACGGAACGGGAGUGGGAUUGGGAAUGGGCGAGUGCCCUCCUUCUCUUCGCCCGGAUCUGGCAGCAGCUCGCGCUUCGGCCGCCGACCUACUGCGCCAGCACAUACGCGCUCAGCUGGUUCUUCGGCAGUGGUAGGAGGGCUAGGCGGUCCUUUGGACUUGUUUACGGAAGGCACCAGUCCGGUGCAGGGGCAAUUAUGGCGAGAUAGGCUGGGGAGACGCAUGGAAGAAAGGGAGAGGCGGAAACGGGCCAGGGAGAAUGAGAUGGGGAGGAGGAGGGAUAUCGAGGGCGAUGAUGCGGAUCAGAAUCAAGAUCAAGAGGCUGCGGAUAGAAGAGCGCAGGAGGAUGACGAGGAGAUCUUCCGCAGACUUAUGGUCCUUCAACGGAGAAAAGCUCAACAUGCCGUGCUGGUCUCGCACGAGAUGGAGACGGGCGGCUCGGAUCCUCUCGAGCCUGACUUCUGGGAGGACGAGAUGUCAGACCUGGAGAAGGAGGAGCGGGAGCUCGCUGCUCGGAGCGACGGACACGUGUUUCAGCCACCAUCACACGCCCUCAACCCCACUCAGCAUCCUUACCAGCAACCUCCACAACACAGUUUCGGCAUGGCGACACCGCCACCUCGGAUGUCAGCCAGUCGAGCGCCUAACAGCGGGACCCAUGACGCAACGAUGGGUUCAUACCGAGAACAACAGGAGGAAGAGGAGGAUUGGGCAGAGGAGGCGGCGGCGGCCGAGGAGGCAGAGAGGGUGGCGGAAGAGGCAGAAAUGGUCGAUCGGGCAGAGAGGGAGUUCAUGCUCGCAAGGGGAGGCGGGGUUUACGUGCAACACGGGGGCGGAGGCGGGAUGGACAUGGACUGGGAUGGGUUCGAGCAGAUGGACUUUGAGUGA
This is a messenger RNA of Dioszegia hungarica, 1113 nucleotides long. RefSeq lists its product as uncharacterized. Lineage: Eukaryota; Fungi; Basidiomycota; Tremellomycetes; Tremellales; Bulleribasidiaceae. Bases 1 to 1113 code for a protein of 370 amino acids. The record is from RefSeq and is a predicted model, not a curated record. The transcript is spliced from 2 exons.